Molecule: messenger RNA, 1122 nt
Organism: Trypanosoma conorhini
Lineage: Eukaryota; Euglenozoa; Kinetoplastea; Trypanosomatida; Trypanosomatidae
Product: putative RNA-binding protein
Exons: 1
Coding region: 1-1122 (373 amino acids)
Source: RefSeq, a predicted model, not a curated record
AUGAGUAGGGCGCCACGCAACGGGAUCACCUCGCAGCGGUACGCCACGUCGGAGAGAGGCGCCCCAUACCAGCGUCAGCGCCCCUUAGCCCUCCCUCACGGCGGCAGCAGCGGGGGUGGUGGCGGCGGAAGCAUGCCCUUAGUUCCGAGAGACAACAACGCCCGCGGCCCCAGGCGACUGACGUUUAACAACUUUGCCACUUUUAAUGCACGAGAGAAGAAGUUACCGCCCGAUGCAAACGCGCAGGUGGCGCCCAAUACCAAGCUUUGGCAGUUGCAAGAGCGAGCUUCAUUUUACUGCAACAAAUGCCGACGGGACAAUAUCAUCUCGGACACCAUCGCCGUGGACGCGGUGCACCAGUUAAUGCUCUGCACACGGUGCUUCAUUCGUAUCAUUCGGCCCCGUUCGUACCGUCCCAGCCGGGUUGUACCCUUUCCCUCUCUUCUUUCGUGGCUAAACUACAAACCGGCAAAGGUGAUGGAGAUGUCUGAAGACAUUUCUAGCCGCCCCGCUGAGGCUGUGGCACCGUCAGGCGAGCGCAUCGCCAACCCAACCCUCUGUGGUGGGGAUCGGCCCACACAUUUUCAAAACCUCCCCGCCAUAGCCAUGAACACCGUGCCCUCCGCACGUGUCGGCGUAGUGAUAAGUGGCAAAGGCCCAACAUCAGCUCAGCAGCAGGAUGACACGCAUCCGUGUAUCCGCGUUUGGGGAAGUUGUGUACACGGUGAAACGUGUAUGUUUCGUCGUGCGCCGUACGACUUGUGCAUCUGUUUUUUGAUGGGUUUGUGCCCUGGGGACGAGGAGAAGUGUCGCCUUCUGCACCAGAAGGUCUUUAGCCUGCCGAAUGCGGACGAUCCGAUGCCCACGCAGCGCCGGGCGGAGGACUCGGAUGACGCGGAGAGCGCGUGGGGCAAAUGGAUCGCACGACGAAAGAAUAGCCCAAAUUCGGCAGAGUGGCAGUUGUGGCACAAUGGGCCGGUGUUGGACCUUCUCAACGUAUAUGCCCCUCUGGUGCCCGAGGAGGAGAAAGAGGAGGAUAAAGAAAAGCAGCGUGGCGGAAAGCCGGUGAUCAAACUCAACUACGCUGACAUCUCUGCAGCCCUCCAAGGGCUGAAGCAAUAA